Molecule: messenger RNA, 1464 nt
Organism: Pedinophyceae sp. YPF-701
Lineage: Eukaryota; Viridiplantae; Chlorophyta; Pedinophyceae
Source: the annotation of a GenBank genome assembly
AUGGCGCUCGGCACCGUUUUCGCGGACGCCUCGGCCGUGGUGGGCCUUCCGGAGGCCGUCGUGCGGUUCCUGGUGUGCAUGCUGGCGACGUUCCCGAUCCACUCGGCGUGGCCGGCGCUGCCCCCGGGGUGGCCGCGCCACGUCUACUCGACGGCCACGGGCGUGGUGCUGACGGUCAUCUCCUUCGGCCCCGAGACGCUCAAGAUGCUCCUGACCAUGGCCGUCGUGUACGCCGCCAUGAUCGCGAUGCGCUCCCGCUGCGCCGCGGUCGCCUGGGGGGUGUCGUUCACGCACCUGGUGUACAAGAAGUACGGCCUGUACGUCGACGCGGAGCACGUGGCGCAGCGCCCGACGCUCGACUACACCACCGCCGCCAUGGUCCUCACGCUCAAGCUCAUCUCCAUGGCGCACUGCUACGGGGACGGCGGGCGCGACGACGCGGAGCUGACGCCCACGCAGCGCGAGCGCCGGCUGGACCGGCUGCCGUCGGUGCUGGAGCUCCUGGGGUACACGUUCUCGUGCGGGAACCUGCUCGUCGGCCCGUACAACGAGAUGGCGGACUACCUGGCCUUCACGAACAACACGGGCGAGUACGCGAAGGACAUGCCGCGGCCCACGCUGUCGCAGCGCGUGUCCGUCUCGCUGCGGCUCGCGUGCGAGGCGUGCAUCUGGGCCGCGUUCCACGUGUCGGUCGGGGCGCGCCUCCCGCCCAAGUUCCUCGCCACGGGCGCGUUCGCGGCCCUGCCGUGGCUCCCCGACGCGGCGCGCCUCCUCGCCGGCGAGCUGUCGCCGCGCGCGCUCGGCAAGGCCCUGACGACGUCGCUCACGAUGAUGGGCGUGCGCGGCAAGUACUACUUCGCGUGGAUGAUGGCCGAGUCGUCCUGGGCGCUCUCGGGCCUCGCGGCGCGGCGCGUGGACGCCGAGGCCAAGGGGGCCGAGGAGUGGGCCUGGGACGCCAUGCAGAACAUACACCCCCUCUCGUGCGAGUUCGCGGCGAGCCCCGUGAAGAUCUCGCACGACUGGAACGUGAAGACGGGGCAGUGGAUGCGGAUCUACGUCUACGAGCGCAUCACGCUCUUCGGGAAGCGCCCGGGGGCGGCCAACCAGAUCGUCGCGCUCGCGGUCUCGGCGCUGUGGCACGGCGUGUACCCGGGGUACUUCUUGACGUUCGCCACGUUCAUACCGUGGGUGCUCGCGGGCAAGGCGCUCUUCCGGCUCUCGCGCGCCGCGGGGCCCAGGCUGGGGCCGGUGCUGUCCGGCGCAAACUACGUGCUCGCGCGCUGGGGCCUCGACGCCAUCACUCCCCCCUUUGUCCUCCUGCACCUCGCGCCCUCGAUGCAGGUCUGGUCGUCGCUCAUGUGGUCCCCGCACCUGAUGGUCGUCUUCUGGCUCGCGACGUGCGCGGCGCUCACGCCCCGCAAGCGCGGCCGAGGGCGAGGCGACCCGCGGCCCAAGGCCGAGUGA